Messenger RNA from Maniola jurtina (meadow brown), 1531 nucleotides. It is a transcript of the gene msl-2, whose product is annotated as E3 ubiquitin-protein ligase MSL2. The transcript is spliced from 4 exons. Lineage: Eukaryota; Metazoa; Arthropoda; Insecta; Lepidoptera; Nymphalidae. Bases 118 to 1449 code for a protein of 443 amino acids. The record is from RefSeq and is a predicted model, not a curated record. Gene Ontology annotation, molecular function: ubiquitin protein ligase activity. Gene Ontology annotation, cellular component: MSL complex.
UAGCGUUUCUGACUUUCUGUUCUGUGUUUGCGGCUUUUUGCCAGGCUGUUUAUUAUUAAUAUUUUGGUGUAAACAAUUUCGCAAAAGCUAUUCAUGUUUGUAAUAAAAACAUUAUAAAUGAAGAUGAACGCUACCAGCUUGUAUGUUUCAACAUGUCGGUUAAUAAUACUAGCCGACGCGGCUGAUAAAAGUUCGUGGACAGAUUUGUUUCGUUUAGUUCCAUAUUUACGGCAAUCAUUAUCGUGUACUGUGUGUGGAAACUUAUUAAAGGAGCCCUAUACACCAACGAGCUCCGGGUGCCAACAUCAUGUUUGUAAAAACUGCAAAGGUGGGAGGAAAAAACUGAAACCGUCUUGCGGUUGGUGUAAGGAUUACGAAAAUUAUACAGAAAAUUUACAGUUACGCAUUCUUCUGCAGUGUUACAAGAAAUUGUGUGAAUAUUUUAUGGGCACUGAUACAUACAAGAGUUUAUUAGAAGAAGAUGAGAUAGCGGCGGGUGUAAAUGGUGGUACUGUGGCCAGUUCGGGGUUGAUAGACUUGAUACAAGAGGGAGCGGGAUUCUCCGACGACUACAAGAGCACAGCAGGCCUUUCAAAGUCUGCAUAUAGCAUAUUACCUUGUGUUUAUACCAAUUCAGCGUCAACACAAACCCAAGUGGCAUCAACAUCAAGUAAUUCUGAUUCAAGAUCAACUAGUAAAGAUUCUCCAAAUUCUAGAGCUAUUUCAAAUGGGUCCCCACUUUACUCUGUUAUGUACGCAGGUUCGGGAAAUAAAAUCACUAUCAAAAGGAAAGCUGUAGAUGAAAUUGAUACUCCGCUGGCCGAAACGAGCACAAGAGAGAGCAAAGUAAAGAAAAAAUCAAAUCAACUAGGUUUUAAGAAGCCUUCUAACCGUUCCCGAAGUUCAACUAGUAGUAAAAGAAAAGGUUGUCGCUGCGGGAAUGCUACAGCCACACCCGGGAAAUUGACAUGUUGUGGUCAGAGAUGUCCGUGCUAUGUUGAAAGCAAGCCAUGUACUGAAUGCAAAUGUAAAGGGUGCAGAAAUCCUCACAGGCCUGAUGGAAUGAAGGUGCGUCCUCAUAUACCUCAACUGGACACACUGCAAUUAAAUCUGGGCACAAAUCCCGACAGCUCCCCGUCCUGCUCCGGCUCCAUGGAUAGCCUGGAUACUGACACACUCACGAUGGAAGCCAUGGAGGAAUCUCUGUCAUUCACCACUGAAUUGAAGUCAUCUAAUAUUAAAGUAUACACUAGUCAAUUACAAGAAGUGUCACCAUCUUUGCCCGCCACUAUAAUGAUGGACGAGGAGUUGCCGGGCUCCCCUGAAGACGACUUGAGCUCCCCCCACGAAUACACGCAAUGCUCUCCGCGAGACUGCAACGACGGCGACACGGCGUCGCCACAGUCGGCCACGCACGACGUUAACAGUGAUAUAGAAGUGGAUGUAUGACAACAACUUUCCAUUGCAGGUGACUAGAACUCUUUUCCCCAGUAACAGCAAUAUAAAUGGUCUACUAGUUGCGGCGGUUCAU